GAAGAAGACGACUCUGCGAGGCGUCACUUCCGGUUUAGAGAAGAGCCACCGGACGACAAAAUGGAAGGAAAAAACAAUGUAGAUGACCUGGACGCUCGCCUUCAACUUCUCGAACAACGCGUUUACGGCGAAAGAGCUGGAAAAACCAAUAAGCCAGUGAAGUGUGCCGAAUCCCUCACGAGGAUCAGUGCUGCCCUGGCAAACACGGCCAACAAAAGAGAGCGAGUCAAGAUCCUCCACAAGAAGAUUGAAGAUUUGCUGAAGUACUUGGACCCCCAGUUCACAGACUUCAUUGCCGUGCCGGAUGCAAUGAAACUAGAGUUUAUUCUAGCAGAGGAAGAGUUUUUGCGAUCUCAAGCCACAUUAUUGGAGCAGGUCCACGAUCUGCAGCCUCUUCUGGACAGCAACCACAUAAAAGCGGUUCCAGAGCUGACCACCAAAGUGCAGCGGUUGUCACAAAUCCACAUUCAACAGCAGGACCAGAAUGAAGAACUAUCUGCUGAAGUGAAGAAGCUGUUUGAAGAAUACAACAAAAUGAUGUUUCUUUUAUCGAAACAGUUCUCCCAGUGGGACGAAACCCUCCGGAAGCUGGAAGGACCCAAGCAAGGCCAGCAGACGGACUAGGACGCUCGUUCUUCGCACGCUUCACUAAAUCAGCUUCACUGUCGUUCCUAAACGUAGCUUGUUUAUAAGUGAGUGUUGUCUCCGUCUACACUUUGAGUCAUUAUGUACCGAUACGGUCAACUUACUGUAUUAUAAGUAAUAAUAUGCUCAUUACACUUGAGUUUACAAAAACAUUUCUCUGCUUGGAAAGCGUAUUGCAACCUUUCUCCUCUACGUAAACUCAUUUUGCUUUUUAAUUUAUUUAUUCCGACAAUUGUGAGGAAUGCUGUGCGUAUAAGGCGGGGUUUUUUUUUACCGCCUUUAGAAAAGUUUCACUACUAAUCAUAAAUAAAAGAAGGUGCCACUGUA
Molecule: messenger RNA, 972 nt
Organism: Puntigrus tetrazona (Sumatra barb)
Lineage: Eukaryota; Metazoa; Chordata; Actinopteri; Cypriniformes; Cyprinidae
Gene: dctn3
Product: dynactin 3 (p22)
Exons: 7
Coding region: 61-624 (187 amino acids)
Biological process (GO): cytoskeleton-dependent cytokinesis
Cellular component (GO): dynactin complex
Source: RefSeq, a predicted model, not a curated record